Dendroctonus ponderosae (mountain pine beetle) is the source of this 3817-nucleotide messenger RNA. It is a transcript of the gene drpr, whose product is annotated as protein draper. The record is from RefSeq and is a predicted model, not a curated record. Gene Ontology annotation, molecular function: protein binding; scavenger receptor activity. NCBI's taxonomy places the organism in Eukaryota, Metazoa, Arthropoda, Insecta, Coleoptera, Curculionidae.
UAGACGCUACUUAAGUCAGUGUCAGUACAACGUCAGUACGGCAAACUACAUAGAUUCUUUGUUGUGUUGUGACAUUUUUGUUUUUAAUUUUAAUUUUGCUUUCUAAGCGUUCGUUCCAAUUGUAUAGUGUCACUAGUUCUGUGCACUAGUGUCAGAGACAAGACUUGUCUCUGCUAGUGUGUUUAUAUGCCCAGUUUGACUGUGAUUAUUUACAUGUUAUACACUAAGCUUUACCAGUGGGUUCAGCAGAAAUGUUUGGCACAACAGUAUAGUUACUUGAUGUGGAAAUUACUGUAAACCAGUCGGCCGCACUUGAAUGAAGUGAGAUCAUCAGUUCAGUUCAAUCAACAAUGUUCUUGUCGCUGAUCCUGAUUGCUGCCAGUUUUUGUGGAACAUUUGCGCAUCUGGAGGGACCAAACGUGUGCAUCAGGCAGGAAACGUACACGGUAAAAGCUCGCAUAUCCGAAGAACAACCGUACCAGGUGAGAGAGUUCGUGUGGUGCCUAAAUGUGCCCCCUCGAUGUUCCAAGUACAAGAUCAAGCACAAGACAGUGCACAAGGACCAGAAUUUGGUGCGAACCAGGCCGGUCGAAGAAUGCUGCAAAGGGUAUGCUAAAAAUGCUGCUGAAAAUCAAUGUAUUCCCGUAUGCUCCAACGUGUGCUUGCACGGGACAUGUGUCGCCCCGGAAACGUGCCAGUGCGAAACAGGAUAUGGAGGACCGAAUUGCGACAUUACUUGUGACAAAGGCUUAUGGGGUCGAGAGUGUCAGAACGAAUGCGAAUGCCAAAAUAAUGCCACUUGCGACCCUUUCAACGGCCACUGCUCCUGUAACCGCGGCUGGAUUGGUGAAUUUUGCCAAAAACGAUGCCCCAGCGGUACCUAUGGACAGGACUGCCUGGAAGAAUGCCGGUGUGAGAACGGAGAAUGCGAUCACAUAUCGGGCAAAUGCAAAUGCCACUCAGGCUACACGGGACCCUUAUGCGAUGAUCCUUGCCCAAUCGGCACUCAUGGCUAUGACUGCAAGUCUAAAUGUCCAUGCCAGAACGGCGGGACUUGCCACUCGGUGACCGGCGUCUGUUUCUGCAAGGAUGGCUGGACGGGACAAGUGUGCGCAAAUCGUUGUCCUUUCGGCUUCUGGGGCUACAACUGCAGUCAAAAGUGCGACUGUUACAACGGAGCGUCUUGUCAUCACAUUAACGGCACGUGCGAAUGCCAGCCCGGAUUCACUGGCGACAGGUGUUUGGACGUCUGUCCUGAUGGUAAAUGGGGCAAGGAUUGCACUAAUAACUGUACGUGCCAGAAUGACGCCAAAUGUUCGAACAAAGAUGGAUCGUGUAGUUGCGCGAAGGGCUGGACUGGGAAAACUUGCAACGAGAGAUCAUGUCCCAAGGGACUUUGGGGCUUCAAGUGUCAGAACUCUUGUCAAUGCAACUCCGACAACACUGAACUGUGCCACGCUUGGACUGGAGAGUGCGACUGCAAACCGGGCUGGAACAGUAAGGACUGCACUCGGCCAUGUCCCAUUUUGAGCUUCGGGAAAGCUUGUGCUGGGACAUGUAAGUGUGACAAUAACGCCCAAUGCUCCCCCAUUAACGGCACGUGCUUGUGCGGGCCAGGAUUUACCGGCAAGCAAUGCGAACAACCCUGCCCGUUGGACAGUUUUGGGAUGGAUUGCGCUCAAAAAUGCGAUUGUAAGAACGGGGCUACGUGUUCGACAGAAACCGGUCAGUGCCACUGUCCGGCAGGCUGGGAGGGCCAACAGUGCGACCGGCCAUGCAGUAAUAAUCAAUUUGGAAUGCAAUGCAAAAACAAGUGCGACUGCCGGAAUGGAGCUUCUUGUAAUCCCGUAAACGGAACUUGCACAUGCGGAGCCGGUUUUACUGGACCCAUCUGUGAAAAUCGCUGCCACACAGGGUAUUUUGGUGUAAAUUGUGAGCAGGUGUGCCACUGCCAAGAUGGCAACAAUCUGGGCUGCGACCCAGUGACUGGUAAAUGCAAUUGCAAACCGGAGUGGAAAGGUGUGAGAUGUGAAACACAAUGUCCAGGGGGCAAAUGGGGGAUCGAUUGUGGCCAGGACUGCCAGUGCAAGAACAACAGUUCCUGCGACCCUGAAACUGGGCACUGUUACUGCGCCAGAGGUUGGCAAGGGGAAGACUGCAUGAACCCCUGUGACAAAGGAUGGUACGGUAUUGGUUGCAGGGAGAAGUGCCCAGAAAUGUCCAUUGGAAAUCGAACUUGCGACCACAUCACCGGAGAGUACGUUUGCCCGCCCGGUUAUUUAGGUUUGACCUGUGACCAUCCGUGUCCCAUCAACACAUACGGAAAGGGCUGCCUGCAGAAUUGCUCUUGCAAAAAUGGUGGAGACUGCCAUCACGUUACUGGCGAAUGUCAAUGCCUGCCCGGAUGGAUUGGUCCCACCUGUGCUUCACCUUGUCAACCGGGUAGUUUUGGGAUGAACUGCACCCAGCAUUGCAAAUGCCAGAACGGGGGCGAGUGCAGGAGGAAUGACGGAGUGUGUCGUUGCAAAUCAGGAUGGACUGGGACUCAGUGCACUGAAAUUUGCCCUGAAGGCUACUAUGGAGACCAUUGUAUGCAGCCUUGCGAAUGCAAAAACGACAACUUUAUGUGUCAUCCCGCUGAGGGCUGCAUGUGCAAACACGGCUAUUCUGGCGAAAAUUGCGAAGAAUCGAACAUUCUUCAGCUGCUUAAGGAAAAAGAACCCGGUAACACCGGUGUUAUCGUUGCUGUUAUUAUGGUGUCGGCAGUGUUUGUGGCCGUUGUUCUGCUGCUAAUAUUCUACUACAAGAGACGAGUUACCAAUUUGAAGACGGAAAUUGCUCAUGUGCAAUACAUUGCUGAUCCGUCCGGAUUUUCGCCAGAUCGAAAUCAUUUUGAUAAUCCCGUAUACACGUAUCAGGCACCGAUCAAAAGAAGCAACGAAGUACUUCUCAACAACGGCAAUAGGAUUAUUAAUAACUUGCACAAACCAGGCAAUGCAAAUUUAGAUCGCGCUAAGAUUUCAAUGGCCGCCUGUUGCUCCACGGAUGACGAAGAAUACGUUCCAAAGGGGGCCUACGGUACCAAUUUAGAAGAAUUGCGAAUGCUUAAAAACAGAGACGCGGAUGCUACCAAUCCCAACAUUUACCACAGCGUGGACCAUGUAUACGACGAAAUUAAGCAAAAGGACAUCAAGGACAUGGAAUUGGAAUAUGAUCAUCUCGACUACACGAGGCCUGUAAGCACUUUGAAGCCACAUUAUCAACGAAUGUCUUCACCUUUCGGCUCAAGAGAUUUGGACAGAGGUUCCAGCAAAUCUAUCAACAAAUCCGAUACCGAUGAUUCUAAAUACAAAUUGAAAGUAAAGGUUAUAAAUUGUAUCAGGUUGCACAAGGUGCAUAAUAGAACUUAGUGGGCAGAAUAAGCUAAAACUUUUAUAAUAGUUAUAUUUUAGAAUUUUUUACCCAAAUUAAAGGCCGGCUCAUGAACGCUGGCGUCGGAAGAUAAUAAAUUGAUUCAAAAACUCAACUAUGUAUUUCCGAAGUGUGUUAUAUUGUAUUGCAUACUCUUACUUAUUGCUUUUAAUCAAAAUUCUUAAGGUUCGUUCAGACGGUGACAUCUAAUUCUGUGACAGCUUUCGAUAUUCGAUGUCAUGGCACUAGGUGUUGACACUCGCCAACACAUAGUGUCGCGACAGACUUGUCAAAACACUCCUGCCGGCAGUAGCGGAUAUGUUAGAAGUAAUUAUUUUGAAAUUGAGGCGGAAAUUUAAAAAACUAAUAUGGAUGAGACAGUGAUUAAGGGAAUUACAAUUAAAAG